CCCCUCUGUUUGAUGCUGGAAAUUGAGAGGGAUUUAGAGAUUCGAUUUCGAUUCUUUUCGAGCCAUCUCAGGAAAAUUGAAAUUUUUCAAUUCAAAAGCAUGGACUGUGAUCAGGCGUUUAUUAUAGACUGCCCCGAUCGCUAGAAGUCCAUCUCGCCAUUUCGAUUUCCAAUUGCUAUGGAAACCGAAUCGAUGCUUAAUUGCUAUUGAAAGUGGAGGCCUAGGCUGGCGGGAGGAAAAAAAUCGAACUACGUUGCCACAAACGUGGAAAAAUCUUCCCUUCCUUCUAUUUGCUGUGUUGUUCUUAGGUUCCCAACUGGAAGGCAUGAUUGAUUUCCAUGCUUUGGAGAAAGAGCUGGAAGAAGCUGUUGCCACAGAUGAGAAAUACCGGAGAGAAAAUGAGGCUAAAUUCCGAGCGGUACAUCAGAAAGUAUCAUCUUAUGAAGAAUUCAGAGAUAUUGUUCUAGCCUCCCAUUUGAAACCUCUGGAGAAAAAAGACAAAAAGGGAAGUGGCAGAAAUGUGUUGUGGAACUCCUGUGUAGUUAAAGAAAAACACAAACAAGAGAGUAAGAUAGACUUGCCUCGGGAAUUAGAACGCCUGCCUGAGACUUCCGCAGAGUUCUACAGAGAUUGGCGCAGAUGUAUGAAAAACAACCAGGAUCGCUAUCUCCUCCUUCUCCAACUUGGAUCCCAAAACUUGGGCCGGAUCUUCCAAACAGAUCUUGCUUUUGGCCUCUUAGGUGAAUUUCUAGUGGUGCUGAACCAAAAUGCUUGCAUUAAAGACUGCAAUUUUAUCCUGGAUAUCUUGGAGAAUUUAUCAGGCACCAAACGUUUUGGACUAAACAUUGAACUUCUUAGUGAGAAAGAGAAAGAAAACUGCAGGCAGUUGUUUGAAAAAUUGCAAAAAAUGGAAAUUGAUGUCGGCAAUUUUUCUGAAAUUCAGCAGAUUCCAAACGAAGAUGGUGCAGAUGCUACUCAAAUCCAUUGUCAAGGAGGUAAAGGAAUUGAAAAAAAAGUGUUAAAACUGAUGAACCUUUACCAAAUAUCCUUGAUCAAUUCUUGAGUUUAUACUAAUAACUAAGGAUGGAACCAUUGUAAUAUAAAGAAAGGACUAGAGUGCCUUUCAAAAACAUAUCUAUCAGCCCUUUUAGUAUAUAUUGGAAAAAUAAGAGCAUAUGAAAAAUAGAUACCUAAUCAGAGAGUGCUUGCCUCUUGCUUUUUGUGUCUAUUGCAUUAAAAUAUUAUAUCAACUUAAACCAU
Messenger RNA from Ahaetulla prasina, 1260 nucleotides. It is a transcript of the gene DNAAF19, whose product is annotated as coiled-coil domain containing 103. Gene Ontology annotation, cellular component: outer dynein arm. Bases 326 to 1063 code for a protein of 245 amino acids. NCBI's taxonomy places the organism in Eukaryota, Metazoa, Chordata, Lepidosauria, Squamata, Colubridae. The transcript has 4 exons. Gene Ontology annotation, biological process: epithelial cilium movement involved in extracellular fluid movement; inner dynein arm assembly; determination of left/right symmetry. The record is from RefSeq and is a predicted model, not a curated record.